Rhagoletis pomonella (apple maggot) is the source of this 1510-nucleotide messenger RNA. RefSeq names its product high-affinity glucose transporter ght2-like. The transcript is spliced from 3 exons. Gene Ontology annotation, cellular component: membrane. The coding region runs from base 43 to 1383 and encodes 446 amino acids. Gene Ontology annotation, molecular function: transmembrane transporter activity. NCBI's taxonomy places the organism in Eukaryota, Metazoa, Arthropoda, Insecta, Diptera, Tephritidae. The record is from RefSeq and is a predicted model, not a curated record. Gene Ontology annotation, biological process: transmembrane transport.
UCUUUAAACGACGAAGAUUAGCAUUAAUAAAAAUAAAAUAGAAUGUCGAUUUGGGAAUAUCGUCCACAAACCAUUGCCUUAAUCCCAGAUGCGCUGAUUUUCCUAUCAUCGGGCAUGAAUCUGGCGCUUGGCUUAGGCUAUAGCUAUUACCAGGUCUCCAAUCACUUCCGAUUCGCAUGGUUCAUUGGCGUAAUAGCUGGUGUGCUACUGUCUGCGCCGCUUAUACAAAUUUCAAUCAAGCGAUACUUUGUAUUACUCAGCAGUUUUGUGGUUGUGGUAUCAGGAAUUGUAUACACAGUAUGCCCACAUGACGAGGUAGCUUUACUCGCAGCACGUUAUUUAAACGGUAUUGGAACUGGUCUCAUAACGGUACCUUUUAUUAUGCACUGCAGUGAAAUCAGCAUAAUUUCGAGACGUGGCGGUCACUUGGGGAUCGAACAAUUUUCCAUUGCCAUUGGCAUAUUUAUACAAGCGACUUACACUGGCUUCUGGUCGGGCGGCAUUACCAUUUCAGCGAACCGUGUACACGGCAUCUGUUGUCUCACCUUCGGCUUGAUCGCAUUGGGAUUAGCGUACAUUGUAAUCGAAUCACCUGUUUUCUUUGUGCGUCUCGUCAAUGAUGCUCAAGCAUUGGACUGCUUGACACGUCUUCAACUGCCCACUGUACUUACGGAUGAGAAAAAGGCUUUGUUGGAGGAGCAUAAAAACUAUGUCAUGAUGAAUGAAUAUUUAGGCAAAAAUGAAAGUUUUACACGUGGAUUGGGUCCACUUGCAAGAAUGAUCCUGUAUCGUGCUGCAGUCGCAUUCACAUUCUCGUAUUUUUACAAUGAACAAUUGAUGCUGGGCUCUGUUUGGGGCAUUACCAGCGGUAAUCAAUGGCCAUGGACCAUUUACGCAGCACUACGCAUAUUGGGAGUGUUCACUGCCGUGACAAUGCUUGAUUUAAUUGGGCGCAAAAUCCCGAGUUUAAUCGGUUUAUUGGUCAUGGGUGGCCUUGGCAUUGGUAUAGCUGUUUUGUUUGCCCACAGAGAUAAUUGGCAAAAUGGGUAUCAAAUGAGCAUGGCGUGUGCGCUUUUAAUGAUCUUUCAAUUUUUCGCCGGCUUAUAUGCACCUACAAGCACACUUUAUUUGGGUGAAGCCUUCCCGAUGUUGCUGAAACCAUACUUUAUAGCAUUGUGCAUUAGUGUGGAGUGUGCUGUGCAUAUUAUCGUAAUCUGUACAUAUCACAUGAAUCUUCACGUUUUUGCAUACGAUACAUUCACCUACGCCUAUCUAUUUGCUUGCUUUCUGCUAUUCCUGUUCACGAUACCCGAUACAAAAUUAACUACACUGAACGAAGCACAGGAACGAUUCCGCGCCUGGAAUCAUUGGAGAUCGUGGUGAAUAUAUUUCACAAGAAUUAGUUGCCGUCUCGACCAAUAAUCUAAUAAAAUUUUAUUAAGAAUGUAUAAUUAGAGUGUGGUUUAAUAUUAGAUAUCUAGUGGGUGCGGGUAAUAGGGCUACAUACAUA